Stegostoma tigrinum is the source of this 5651-nucleotide messenger RNA. RefSeq names its product innate immunity activator protein-like. NCBI's taxonomy places the organism in Eukaryota, Metazoa, Chordata, Chondrichthyes, Orectolobiformes, Stegostomatidae. The record is from RefSeq and is a predicted model, not a curated record. Gene Ontology annotation, biological process: positive regulation of protein ubiquitination; adherens junction maintenance. The transcript has 11 exons. Bases 510 to 2309 code for a protein of 599 amino acids.
ACAGUGCAUUUGAACAACUCAGCUGUUUAUUUGCUGUAGAUUACUGGAGAACAGCUCUUCAAAAAUAGUUUUUGUUAUAUCUUCUAGAUUUUUCCUGAAGGAAAGCUUAAUUAUGACGAUUUAGAGGUUUGUUAAAGGCACGUUUGACAUAAUCAGGCAAUCAGGAUUACACAGACCUGGGAGGUGAAGUUAGACAAAGCUGACAGGGUCUGCUGUCAUGUCCUGCUCUGUCACUCCUUCGUGAAGCGGAUAUCUCUCCAAUGUAUCGCCUAGACUUCUACCACAAACUCCAGGUCCCUGGCCACAAAGUGGGGUGCCAGUUUCCUCUUCCCAGCUUUGCCCAGUGAAUGACUACAAACACACAAACCAUUUGUGGACUAUCAGCCCUUGACAGGCUACAAAACAAAAUUUUAAAUUUGGUGCCUCCAUCAGGUGAAUACUUCCAACCUGCUCAGAGUUAAUUAUUUCUGGACCAAAGGAAGAUUACUCAAUAUUAUCUUCAACUGACAAUGGAAAAUAAGGAUGAAGCUAGUGAUUCUGAUAGUGGGGUAAUUCUGCAGUCAGGAUCUGACAGCCCUCAGUCACCAACGAAAGAUAAGUAUCGGUCUGUCAUUUCACGUAAGCAAAUGCUAGAAGAAACUCUUGAACUUUAUUUGGAUGAACUGAAAAAACUGUGUUUACGUGAAUCUGAGUUGACAGGGUAUUUGCCAAAAGAGUAUCCAUUAGCAGAAGGGGAAAAGCCACCCACAGUCCGGCGCCGUAUAGGAGCAGCCUUUCAGUUGGAUGAAAAGACAAUUACAGCUAAAGGAGAGGACUCUGAACUUGCCUCUCUGGAGAGAGACUUCGCCUUGCAGUUACAGUUUGUCGAGGCAGCCAAGCGCCUGUCACAAGAAGCAAAUCUAAGCAGGCAGAUAAGAAAACAAAGAAAACAUGCUUGUGUAAAAGAGCAAAAGAAACUAAAUGAAAUCAAGAAAGCCAUAAACGAGCAUCAAGAAAUGGCUGGUGGGCGAGUGCUGCAGACACGUAAUGUAAUUGAAGAAUUGAUCGCUUCUGAUGACAGUUCUCUAGAAGAUGAGAUGGGAAAUCGUUGUAGCCAAAAUUCGUCAACAGAAUUCUUGACAGCUGGGCAUGGAAUGCAAAGGAAUCACUCUCCAUUGCCCCCACUGCAGCCCAAUAGGCCAACCCCACCUCAAACUCUGGAAGGGCUUACUCCCGUCUUUUAUCAAUGCAGUGAUUAUGAAAAAUCACCAGUCACAGACACAGCAUGGAUGGAGUCCAAUCUGGAUGAACCAUAUGAAAAAGUGAAAAGAAGCUCCUCUUUGAGUAGCAAGUCAAGCAGUCCGACAGUGACCCCAUUGGAUUCUGUACCGGGUGACCUCAUGCCUUUACAACUUCUUGAAGUGAGGAACAACCUGUACCCAAAUCAAAAUUCAAUGAGUGCACCUUCAACCCCUGAACUACGAGGCCGCAUCCACCAUCAAAUGGCAAGAUAUUUAGAUGUGAACCAUUUCCCAGCCCCUCCUGAUCAAAGAGGACGCAGCGUGGUUCCCCAAAGAAGAUCAACAAAUUAUGCUGUCAUUGUACCCGAUUUUCGUGCUACUGGGAUGAAAAACAGUGAUAGUUUACACUUAAUGCCAAUUUCUUUGAGUGGGUAUGCCACCUCAGAGUCCAAUAGCUCUGGAACCUCAACUCCGACAUAUAUUCCAACUCCUAAUGAAUAUAAUGCAGCAGCAGCAAGGCAUUGGCAAAUUUAUAACUCACCUGUAAACCUGGAAACACCCAUGUUAUACGGUAGUGGAUUUUAUCGCUGUAAUCCAAGCCAGCCAUUCUCCCACUAUCGAGCAAUUGAACGCACAGAGGGAAAUGCGAUGAGUCAGAUGUGGGAAAAGGAUCCAAAUCGACAAUAUACCACCAUGCAAUACUUAAACCCUCCACUGUACAGAGAGUGCCAAUACAUUGAUGAGAAAAAUUCACCAACCGUGCAGCGAAUUACUCCAUCCCACUGCAGGAUAGUACGGACUCCUUCUCUAAAGGAAUACUCCAACAGGAGCUUGCUAAAGGAAGUUGUGUCAGAGGAGCUACAGUCUUGGCAUGAGCGCACCAGGCAGAGGAAUGGGCGUCCACAUUCAUUGGACAGACAGGGCGCCUUUCGAGGUCCACGUACACAGAGCAGAGGACGAGAACACUAUAUGUAUCGGCCAACACGCUCUAUUCAGUUCCAACAGAAGCACAUGUCACGCUGGAUCAAAGAAUCUCCACAAAACCAAUGGUACAUGUCAGAAGAAUCGGAAGUUGCACGCCAGUUUUAAAGACUAACUACAGCGAGUCAAAAUUUCUGAUAAUCUAAAUGAUUUGAUUUAUCAAUAAUGGUUACAAGAACAAUCAUGCACCUUGGUGAAUAUACACCACACAGCAAACUCCAUCCAAACUUGCAAUACUUACACAUGACCAAUAAGACUUUCAUCUUGAAUAAUGCAAAGAUCGCAACCAAGGUUUAUGCUAAAUAUUAAUACCAUUUUUGUUGAAUGAGCUCUAUUGCCCAUUCAUUAAUGUUAAUCCUUCUGUAUUCAUGGUGCUAACUGUAUCGGACAGCACUCCGGUAUAUUCAGCAGGUGAAGGGUGGCACCUAAUGGACAUCGGCACAUAUUUUGUAAUUCAAACUCUCUACAUAUCGAUGUUUCUUAACCAUUAUUCUUAUUUAUAUUUCCUGUUCUUUAAAUCUUAUUUAGAAAGUUAUAAAGGCUAAUCAAUGACUCAGUAUUUUCAUAAAGCAACUGCUUAAUAAGGAUAAAGAGCCAAAUAUGUUAAAAAACAGUGAUGUAUUUUACAGAGUGUGAUACACCGAGGUUUAAUAGUAGUAAACUGACAAAUAAAAUACUAGUGUAUCUACAAUACUAUCCUUUGUGUUUCGGUAUAAAUUGAUGUAUCAAAGUCAGAAAUAAUAUUCGAUUUAGGAGCCUGAGUCUUCCACAUUGGAUUUAGAUAUUGCCAAAAAAGUGCAUGAUUUCUAUCGAGAAUUGCUAUAAACCCCAGACCUGCCUUCUCUCCAGAUUUUUCGCUGUUCAUGACAAAAUCUGUUCUUGAAGUUAAGAGACAGAUUGACUGUUCCAUUAUUUUGACAGUAAUAAAAUAUAUGUUAAGUGAAAUGGAACAGUCAAGUCCCAAAGUGCUUCAUGGAGGGAUAAUCAAGAAAACAGCCAUCAAGUCGAAGACGAAAAUGAAAGAUUCAAAAGCUUUGUCAAAAUAAUAAGUUAUGAAAAGAAUUUAAGAUAGGACAGAAUUGAAAAUGGUAAAAGAUUGAAGAAUGUAUAUUCCAUUGAAAGACCUCACUUCAAGAAAGAAGGUAUGAGAUGAGAAAAUGAAAAGUAUAGCAAAGUUUAUCUCAGCUAGAUUCUAUGUUAACUGAAGACCCUAGUCCUGUGCUCCAAGCAGAUGAUAUGGCCUAGAUGGUCAAAAGCACAGCUACCCAUAGUAAGUAAAUGAGUAGUGGGUGUGGAUGGGAUUGGAAAAAGACAGAAGACUGGGAAUUGUUUUUUGUAGUGAAGGAGAAGGUUACAGAGAUGGGAAGAAUGACAUCUUGGAAGGAUUUAAACAAAAUGAAAAUUUAUAAAUUGAUGACCAGUAAAAUGAUACAUGCUACUUGCUAAAAUUUAACGAACCUUUCUAGAAUUACAAAAGGACUUGCCCAGAUGCCAUAGAAAAUUGGCUCAAACCUAUCUUUGGAAGUGGCACUAAGUGAAUUGCUCCUUCAGAGAGGUACUCAAGGGGCCAAAUGGCUGCUUUUAUAGUUCUGGUUUCUCUCUUGCAUUUUUUUAUCCUCUCAUGGAAUGUCGACUUUGCUGGCUGGACCAGCAUUUAUUUUCCAUUUCUACUGCCCUUCAGAAUGUAGUAGUGAGCUGUUUCUUGAACCGUUACUGUCCAUUGAUGUAGGUAGAUCCACAAUGCCAUUAGGGAGGGCGCUCUAGGAUUUUGUCCCAGUGACACUGAAGAAACAGCGGUAUCAUAAUGGACACCAGGUUGCUGAGUGGCUUAGAGGUGAACAUGCAGGUGAUGGUGUUCCUAUAUAUCUGCUCCCCUUGUCCUUUUAGCUGGAAGUGAUCAUAGGUUUGGGAAGUGCUGCUGAAGGAUCUUUCAUGAAUUUCUGCAGCACAUCCUUUAGAAGAUAUACACUGCUGCUGCUGAGGUGGUGGAGGGAGUGGAUGUUUGAGGAUGUGGUGCCAAUCAAGCAGGCUGCUUUGCCUUAAAUGUUGUCAAGUUUCUCUAAGGUUGUUGGAACUGCACUCAUCCAGGCAUGUGUGGAGUAUCCAUCUCUUGACUUGUGCAUUGUAGAUGGUAGGCAUGCUUUGGUAGUUAGGAGAUGAGGUAUUUGUUACAGUAUUCCUGAUUUCUGCACUGCUAUUUGUAGCAACAAUAAAUGGCUAGUCAAAUUCAGCUUCUGGUCAAUGGUAACCUCCAUGAUGUUGAUUUUCAUUACUGUUUGCAGUUAACAAAUUAUAUUAUGUCAUUACAGAUCACAUUUGUUCUUUGAUGAAGGGUCUAGGCCCGAAACAUCAGCUUUUGUGCUCCUAAGAUGCUGCUUGGCCUGCUGUGUUCAUCCAGCUCCACACUUUGUUAUCGUGGAUUCUCCAGCAUCUGCAGUUCCCAUUAGCUCUGAUCAUAUUUGUUCUUUGUUGGGAAUAAAUGUAAAGUUCAUGCAGUUGGGAAAUGGAGUCCGAGUAGUAACAGCUGAAAUUAUUUUCUACAUCUACUUGGAGCACAAGACCACAGUGUCUACUUAAAAUGAAAUUUUAGCUAAGAUAAUCUUCACUGUAAUUUUGAUUUUCUCAUCUCAUGUCUUUUUUCUUGAAGCGAAGAUUGCUGAUGGAAUAUGGCUUCACUGGCCACUGCAGUCCCUUCCAGUCACACCAAAAGGACUGAUUAACAGUUGUUAUUUACCAUCACUCCUUGCCCUAUCCCAUCUUCAAAUAAUAUCUACUUUCAAGUGAUGGCUUUCAUCCAUUUUGAGGAUGUGAAGACCAGUUGUGAUGCCUCAACUGAGACCAAUUAAAUUAGCACUGAACCUGUUAUUUCCAUGUAACGGAGUAUGCUAUUGUGGAAUCCUCCCCACAAAAAAUUAAAUAUAGUAAUUGGCUGACAACAUGGCCUUGUUUUCACAACUGCUUACAUAAACAAAAUCAGUAGAGAUAUCAGUCAUUCCCAAUAUGUGUCAAAUAUUAUCUGUUGAUGCAAGCUUCCCAUGUCCAGCUUUAGAUUUAGAGGGGAAACAUUUUAUAUUUUGGUUGUUCCUACAGGCAGGGAAAAGAAAUUGUUCAGGCCCCGCUUUACUGCCAGACUAGAAUGGUCUUUAUUGUGAAGACAAUUAAGUCAUCACCAUUUUGAGGAAGACCAAAAGGUAAAUUAAUACUUUUAUCUGUGGGCUGCAUUAACAGCAAUUGAGCGCCUUUCUUGAAAUAAGCAGAAAGAAAAAAAACUCAUCUUUUUGAAUUACAAAUAGAAUAAACAGGCUUUUAUCUGAUUUUUUUUCUGUGGGCAGAAUUUAAGAUUUUUAAGUACUGACUCCUUUUGCUUUCCCUGAUACUGUCACAUGCUGCUGAGAUACAGGCUCCAAUACAAAAAAAGUAUUUGAUAUCAGUUUUUAAAUGACAUUUUAA